AUGAACUUUAUGGAAGCAGCAGAGAAAAAAAGAGAAUCUGAGAAUUCAUCAUAUUUGCGAUCAAGUGGGUCCCACUAUUUUCCUUUUGAUUUAAAUGAUUAUUCUUACGAACCUUUUGAAGAUUUGGAAUCAACUAAAAAUACAAUAGUAAAUGCUGUUUUAACUAAAUUUGAUAAUUUUACUGAACUAGAGAAAGAAAACAACUUAAAAGAUUUACGAGGUUUAAGAAAAUAUACUGAGGAGCUAUUAUGGUUAAAUAUGGGAAAUUGCUCAGAAAAUCUUUCACGCUUUAUAUUUAUUUCUACAGUUUUUGAAUUAGAAAAAAGAUAUUUAGAAACAUCAAUAAAUAUGUCUUUGUGGGAAGUAGAAUGGAAGUGUAUGUGUAUUGUUGAAAAGGAAUACAUAUGUAAAAUAGAACGUAAUAAUUGGCAUGUUAUGUUGAAUGAAAUGAAAUAUGAGUUUACACACACUAUACUCCUAGAAAAUAUAAACAAGAAACAUCUAGAAUAUUUAUGGAACAGAUGGCUUGAAAUAAUGAAGAAUUAUUAUAUGCAAAGGCAAGGAGAUCUUAUAGAAUCGUUUGUUGAUGAAAUGAAAAGAACUACUAUUCCUAUUAAUUUCUUGAGCUAUUAUAGUUCAUAUAAUUCAUUGUGGAAAAGCUGUAGAUUUUUUUACAAUAAUACUUUUAAAAAGUAUUUAUUGAAUGCCAGAAAAGACUGGUCAGAAUUCAUGUUAGGACAUAGAAUAAAUAGAGUUAAUCAUUCAUCAUUACGAAAUCGAAAUGAAACUAUUAUUGAACAAAACAUAGUACAAAAUCCAUCUUAUAGGACAGAACAAGAGAAAGAAAAAGAGAAAAAACAUUCAGAAGAACAAACUAUAUCACAAGUGAAAGGACAAAAAUCAGAACACAUAGAAGUAAAAAGUAAAGCACAAGAAUCCACAUACAUGAAAAAACAUAUAGAACAAAAAAUGGAACAAAUGCAAGAACACAACCAAGAAUACAUGAAAAGACAAAUUAAAGAACAAGCAUCGACAUACAUGGCAAAACCUAUGGAGGAACAUACAAAAGAACAUAUGAAAGGACAAAAUUUGGAACACAUAGAGGAGAAAAAGAUAAAAAACAAAGAAGGACAAUUUAGAGAACAUGUAUUAAUAUACCUCGUAAAAGAAUUGGAAGAACAAAUAAAAGAACAAGUGAAAAAAUCAGAUUCAGAAAAUAUGAUGUCACAAAUGAAAGCACAUGAAUUAGUACUUAUGGUAGAAAAACUGAAAGAACAAAUGCUGAAGCAAAUAGGAGAAAAAGAAAUAGAACAAGAAAAGAGAAAUGAAUCAGAAAAAAUAUUGGAAUUAAAACCAAAAAAAACACAAGAAGAAAAAAUACAAGAAACAAAAGAAGGAAAUGAAGAAGAAAUACAAGAAAAAGAAAAAGAAGAAGAAACACAAGAAGAAAAAACACAAGAAACAAAAGAAGGGAAAGAAGAAGAAAUACAAGAAAAAGAAAAAGAAGAAGAAACACAAGAAGAAAAAACACAAGAAACAAAAGAAGGAAAAGAAGAAGAAACACAAGAAGAAAAAACACAAGAAACAAAAGAAGGGAAAGAAGAAGAAAUACAAGAAAAAGAAAAAGAAGAAGAAACACAAGAAGAAAAAACACAAGAAACAAAAGAAGGGAAAGAAGAAGAAAUACAAGAAAAAGAAAAAGAAGAAGAAACACAAGAAGAAAAAACACAAGAAACAAAAGAAGGAAAAGAAGAAGAAACACAAGAAGAAAAAAUACAAGAAAAAGAAAAAGAAGAAAAAAAACAAGAAGAAAUAUCAGAAAAAAUAACAUGGAAACAUUCGCUACAAGAAUUAAAAGAAGAAAAUAGUAAUGCAUUUGAUCAAAUUACAAUACUAACUCCCAAAAAAAUUCAGGAAUACAUAAAAGAGACCAAUGUAUAUGUGAAGAAAAAAAAAAAGAAAAAUAAAAAUUUAAAAGUAUAUAAUUAUGAGAAAUUUACACUGGAAAUUCCAAGAAAAGUUGAAAAAUGUAUAGAAAUGAAAGGAUCAAUAAAAGCCCCAAGUAACUUUAUAAAACAAAAAAAUGAAAAAAAUACAAAACAAACAAUAGAAGAAGCAUCCAAACAAGCACGAGAAAAAAAAUUGGAGGAAAUUUCAUUGCCUUCAAAAAAAGGAAGAAACAUAAUAUUUAAAACGGCAACAGAACCAGGAAUGUUACAAGGACCUAUAACGCGAAGACUAAUACCAGGUGCCAUGCCAAGUUGCAUGUCAUGUACCACACAUGGAACAAUGUCAGAUUACAUGUCAAGUAUAUCACCAGAAGAGUUGCCAGGUUACAUGUCAAAUAUCACAUCUGAAACAAUGCCAUAUUACAUGUCAAAUAUCACAUCUGAAACAAUGCCAUAUUACAUGCCAAAUAUCACACACGAAACAAUGCCAUAUUACAUGUCAAGUACUACAUCUGGAACAAUGCCCGGUUACAUGUUAGAUAUCACAAAUGAAACAAUGCCUUGUUACAUGCCAAGUACUACAUCAAGAACAAUGCCCAGUUACAUGUUAGAUAUCCCACCUGGAGCAAUACCUAGUACUGUACCAGAAGAAAUACAAAGUUACAUACCAGAAACAGUAUCUGGUUUCACGUCUGAAUCAAUACCGAGUUACACACCAGAAUCAGUAUCUGGUUUCAUACCAGUAGCAAUGCCAGAUUACAUGCCAAGUAUCAUACCGGGAACUAUACAGGAAAUAGUUCCAGGAUCAGAACCAGGAAUAAUACAAGGGUUAAUGCACAUAUCAACAAGAAAAAAAAACUUAACAACAAAAUCAUCAGGAACACAGACACCAAUAUCAUCAGGCACACAGACGCCAAUAUCAUCAAGAGCACAGACACCAGAGUCAUCAGGAACACAGACACCAGAAUCAUCAGGAACACAGACACCAGAAUCAUCAGGAACACAGACACAAGAGUCAUCAGGAGCACAGACUCCAAUAUCAUCAAGAGCACAGACACCAGAGUCAUCAGGAACACAGACGCCAAUAUCAUCAAGAGCACAGACACUAGAGUCAUCAGGAACACAGACACCAGAAUCAUCAGGAACACUUACACCAACGUCAUCAGGAAUGCUAUCGCCAAAUGAGACAUAUAAAUCUAUAGAAACAUCUAUACCAGAACAAACUGAUAAAUCAACACUAUUAUCAACUGAAAAACCAACUUUAUUGCCGAAAACAGAUGCUUUUAAACUAAGAAGAUCAAUGAGCUUAUAA
Molecule: messenger RNA, 3261 nt
Organism: Plasmodium relictum
Lineage: Eukaryota; Apicomplexa; Aconoidasida; Haemosporida; Plasmodiidae
Exons: 2
Coding region: 1-3261 (1086 amino acids)
Cellular component (GO): nucleoplasm
Source: RefSeq, a predicted model, not a curated record